Messenger RNA from Linum tenue, 1436 nucleotides. Lineage: Eukaryota; Viridiplantae; Streptophyta; Magnoliopsida; Malpighiales; Linaceae. The record is from the annotation of a GenBank genome assembly.
CACUCAAACAAAAGAUAAUCAAAACCGCCCUAGAACAAGAGUCAUUUAGCUUCCUAGCUAGCUAUUAUUAAGUUGCUCCAAGCCCCAUGAACUGAUGAAUGAAUAAACCAUCCCAGAGUGUGUCAAAAAUAGAGAUGUCUCCUUUACCUAUCUUCAUAGCUGUCUUCUCCUUCUUUGCAUUAUCAGCCUGUAGUAGUAGUGCUACUACAGCGCCCGAAACGGCCGCCUCUUGCAGCACUCCCUUCCGCCUGUUCGUCCGCCAAAACUACAACAUCACCAACUGCAGGAAACUCGCCACCCUAGGAGCCGAAUUCGCCUGGGAGCUCAUCCCGGGAAACCGCUCCCAGUUCCAGGUCAUCUUUGGCGCAAGGCUCUCCGACGACGUGGCCUGGGUGGCUUGGGGAGUCAACCCAACUCGCCCUAAGAUGGUCGGGACCCGAGCCAUGAUUGGCGUCCGAGAUCUGGCCACCGGAUUGUUCAGGGUGGCACCGUACAAUGUGACUUGGCAGACAAGGAAGCGGUGCGGGCUGCAUCCCAACUGGGGGAUCGACGUGGAGUUUCGUAAUGCGUCGAUGGAGUACUUGAGCGGGAUUGAUUACUAUGCAAUGCGGGCCACGGUGGGGCUUCCCUCCGCUGCUGCCAUGGCCGGAUCGACAUACAACGUGUCGAGGCUGAACCACGUGUGGCAGGUCGGGUACAGUGCGGAAGGAAUGGAGCCCCGGAUCCAUCCCGUGUCGGACCUUCAGCACUUUGACAGCAAGGAGACCAUCGAUUUGAGGACGGGUGCCGUCCGCCUGCAGGCCGGUCGUCACCGCCGCUAUCUUAGAACGGUUCAUGGAAUUCUAAGCAUGAUAGGAUGGGGGACAAUUUUGCCAGUGGGAGCCAUCAUAGCUAGAUACUCGAAAUUCCCUGUUGAAGCCGGCUACCCUCGGUGGUUCUUGGCCCACAAGUCAUGUCAACUUGUUGGCUACGCAAUGGGCAUCGCCGGCUGGAUCCUCGGCAUCUUGCUCGGCAAUUCCUCGGUGCUGUACGCCAUGAAAGUCCACCGUCUCUACGCCAUCUUCAUCUUGGCUUUCGCUACUCUUCAAGUGACGGCGUUGUUUUUCAAACCGGGUAAAGGGGACGAGUACCGGAAGUACUGGAACCUGUACCACCAUUUUCUGGGCUACGGCCUGCUGUCCGUGAUCGUCAUCAACAACUUCAAAGGGAUUGCGAUCCUGAAACCCAACUACACAUGGAAAUGGGCGUAUAUCGGCAUUUUGGCAUGCCUCGCCGGCGUCGCUCUGGCCAUGGAGAUGUGGAGCUGGAUUAAGUUCAUGAAGAUGAAGAAGGAGAGUAAUGGUAUCAUACGGCCAAAUUAUCAAGUUCCUACUAGCAGCAGCACAUAUGGGAAAGCGCCCAGUACUGCCGGCGGGGAACAACUCGAGCACAAAUGA